AUGUCACUGUUCUGGAUUGUGGUUCAUCAACUUGCAGAGAUCGAAGCAAUGGCUGCGUCGAAGAAAGUCAUAACAAGGGAAGAGUGGGAGAAGAAGCUCAAGGAUGUAAAAAUUAAGAAAGAAGACAUGAAUAAAUUGGUGAUGAACUUUCUUGUCACUGAGGGUUAUGUUGAUGCUGCUGAGAAAUUCCGAAAGGAAUCUGGAACCGAACCAGAUAUUGAUCUUGCAACAAUCACCGACCGUAUGGCUGUCAAGAAGGCAGUACAGUGUGGUAAUGUAGAGGAUGCAAUUGAGAAAGUGAAUGACUUAAACCCUGAGAUUUUGGAUACAAAUCCCCAAUUAUUUUUCCAUCUUCAACAGCAACGGUUGAUAGAACUAAUUCGGAAUGGAAAAGUAGAAGAAGCCCUUGAGUUUGCUCAGGAAGAGCUAGCACCAAGGGGAGAAGAAAAUCAAAGCUUUUUAGAAGAGUUGGAGAGGACUGUUGCACUGCUAGCCUUUGAAGAUGUGUCCAAUUGUCCUGUUGGAGAGCUUCUGGACAUAUCACAACGCCUAAAGACAGCAAGUGAGGUGAAUGCGGCCAUCCUUACCAGCCAGAGUCAUGAAAAAGACCCGAAGCUACCAAGCUUGUUGAAGAUGCUGAUAUGGGCCCAGAACCAGCUUGAUGAAAAAGCUGCUUAUCCUCGGAUAAAUGAUCUUUCCACUGCCAUGCUAGAAGACCCUACUGUUUAG
Messenger RNA from Prunus armeniaca (apricot), 729 nucleotides. Lineage: Eukaryota; Viridiplantae; Streptophyta; Magnoliopsida; Rosales; Rosaceae. The record is from the annotation of a GenBank genome assembly.